This is a messenger RNA of Fusarium graminearum PH-1, 591 nucleotides long. RefSeq lists its product as uncharacterized. The record is from RefSeq and is a predicted model, not a curated record. NCBI's taxonomy places the organism in Eukaryota, Fungi, Ascomycota, Sordariomycetes, Hypocreales, Nectriaceae. The transcript is spliced from 2 exons. The coding region runs from base 1 to 591 and encodes 196 amino acids.
AUGACAAACAAGCUCGUCGGUCUGUCGGAGAUUCAACUCUCGUUGGGCUCCAAUGUCUUUGCCCUCAAUGCGAAAACAGGUCCCACACCCCUGACGAAGCAUUUCAACAUGCUAUGGACCCAAACCACAAGAUCCCCAGACACUGCUACAAUUUGUCGUGCCAUGUUGCAAUACGCAAUCCUGAGCAAUGCAAUGACACGACUGGUGCUGCAUAAACAUCCUGCGAUACUCGCCAGCCCAACACUCUUAUCCCUGGAUCCUCCAUCAAAAAGCCCAAACACGUCAAACAUUCCUUCUAUGACCGACCUGCUAUCAAGGUCUCAUUCAAUCUUCAUGCCUCUAAUUCAAAAGACACCCGAAGAAGAUGACAAGUCUCCUGGAGCUACUUCAACUCAACACUCAGGAGUAGGCAGACAAGAACUGACCAAGUCUGGUGUUGCAAUGUUUGUGGGCUUCCCUGCCAAGGAAAAAGCUCCAAAGAACAACGCUGCUAUCGAUGUACUGACAGAUAUCGUCCUGAAACACAUGGAAGCCAAGCUUGAUCCAUUGAUGGAUAUCCUUAAGGGCAAGAUACUGGAGGAGACCGGCUGA